UAAGUAAAGCUCUUAUAUACAGAUAUGGAAUUUGAUAUAUGCCAAAUCAUUUUUGUUAGGCUUUCUGCAAACAAAGAGAGUCUGUAUUGUUGUAUGUACAAGAUGCGGCGGAAAAUGCGUUUAUAGUCAGAAUGCUAGGCCGCUUGAAAUCAAGUCCUCAUUGGCUAUUGGGUUUGACUGACCAAGGGUCUGAAGGAAAGUGGAAAUGGAUCGACACAAGUGCUCCAGCGACAUUUAUCAAAUGGGCUCGCGGUCAACCGGAAGGUCGCACAAGACAGAACUGCGUGGUGUACAGCACUUCUGCCUCAUAUCAUUGGCAUGACACAGAAUGUACUAAGCGAUAUCCAUUUAUCUGCAAAACAGUAAAAUCGACAACAGGAAGACAACAACAUAUAUUUGUUCAUUGACGUAUCUAUCGUUAUUUCCGUUAUGUUACUAAAGACACUUUCACACAAUAUUAUGUAAUGAAUGGCGACCAGCAAAGAAUUUGCCAGAUCUUAUACUACUUUAUCAUUAUUAUAGAUAUGGAGUAAUUUCUCCGUCACUUUCUUUUUCUUUUGUUCUUUUCUUUUCUUUUUUUGUUGCGAAUUUUAAAACGAUGCUCAAUGACAAUAUAUAGUAGAUCAUUUGUUUGUUUGUUUUUACGACAGUAAAGUUAAAGCUAUGA
Messenger RNA from Ruditapes philippinarum (Manila clam), 667 nucleotides. Its product is annotated as perlucin-like protein. The transcript is spliced from 4 exons. Lineage: Eukaryota; Metazoa; Mollusca; Bivalvia; Venerida; Veneridae. The record is from RefSeq and is a predicted model, not a curated record. The coding region runs from base 132 to 407 and encodes 91 amino acids.